Molecule: messenger RNA, 2431 nt
Organism: Oncorhynchus tshawytscha (Chinook salmon)
Lineage: Eukaryota; Metazoa; Chordata; Actinopteri; Salmoniformes; Salmonidae
Product: sterile alpha motif domain-containing protein 7-like
Exons: 7
Coding region: 354-1904 (516 amino acids)
Molecular function (GO): protein binding
Source: RefSeq, a predicted model, not a curated record
GCCAGACUAAUGGAGAUGAGGCAAAGCAGUAUUUAAAGUUAUUUUUUGGUUAAGGCCUUUAGUUAGUCGUUAGCUAUUGACACAGAACAAGGGUGUGGCUGAUUGGCUGACCAGUUUGAGUUGUCACUUAACUUAUCAGAGGUGUCUAGCUAGGCUACUAUACCAAGGCACUAAGGAGUCUGUCACCAUCAGAUAUUGUGAACUCCUGACCUGAAGAUCGAGUGUAGCUUUAAGGUUUUGUACUGCUUUUUAUUGAAAUUCUAUUCAGAUUACCUUCUCGUUCUGUCUACUUCGUUGGGACAAGCCAGUCACAAGCUCUUCUCAUUGGUAGGAACUUGAAGAAAGGUCGGGUCAUGACCCCAAGGGAGCAGCUGAGGAAGAUGUCAGCGAUGGGGGAGCAGGGCGCUCUGGACGAGAAACAUUGGUACCGCCUGGUCAACGGCAUAUCUGCUGGAGAGCUAUGUCAGAGGCAGGAGAUGAUGAUGAGGAACCAGAUAGCCAUGGCUCCUCAGAUCCUGGCCCAAGGACAGCAGAGGAUACAGGGGGUGCCCACCCAGUUUGAGCCUCGCUUCAUGGAACGAGAGCUAGUUCCACCCUCGGAGAUGGUAUCUUCCGAGGCCAGGCAGAUGCACAUGGGGGGUCACCUGGGUCCGCCCAUGCCCCCACACCCUGGAAUUUCUGGCAGGGGCUUCCCUGGAGUUGGUUACAGUUUCAUGCCCUCAGAGCCCAUGGAGACAGUUGCCCGGCGACAGGAGCUCAUCCACAAGCAGAAUAUCGCCAGGAUGGAGAUGAAUGCCAUCCUCCACCAGAAGGAGAUGGAGAACGCCCAUCAGAAGGGUCUGAUGGGUAUGGAUGCGCCCAUGAUGUACCAGUCCAACGCUAUGGCACUCCGGGGGCGCCAGCGCCUCCCAGACGGCCACGACUUCUUUGUCCACCGUACCACCCUGGAGGAAAUGCAGGCCAACAACCUCCUGAUGUCCUCCAGCCCCUAUCCACCAAUCAGCACGCUGCAGAGGGAGAGGGGCCGCAGGACUGGUCGCAGGGCAACUAAUCACAAGAGUGCAGAGAGCCAUGCGUCUGGACACAAGGGCCAAUCGGAGGACAAGAGCGUGGAGCAGAGUCCCGGGGGUGCCUCUGGAGAUGAGAAAGAGGCAGAGGGGAAAAUGGACAUGGGAGGGGAGGCAGUCGGCAAACAACAUCAAGCCAAAUUGGACACAGAGCUCUCGUCGAAUGGCAGAAAGAGCUACAAGGAGGCGACGCAGGGCCUGCGAAAAGCCUGCAUAAACAGUCAAGAUGGCUGCCCUGACGUCACCAACUGCAACAGUGGCGCCAGCGACAAAGACAGGCCCAGUCAAUGCUCUGCGUUCCAGUAUCCCUCCGCCAGUGGACCUAUCCCAGGCAUGCCUUACAUGUACCCUCCUGGGCCACCCAAUCUCUUUCUUAACGGGCAAGCUAUGUCCUCUGUUGAAGACCUUAGGAAGUGGACAGUGAAUGACGUGUACAUCUUCAUCAAAAACAUGCCCAGCUGCUCUGAAUAUGCUCAGACGUUCAAGGACCACAUGAUAGAUGGAGAGACAUUGCCAUUCCUGACAGAAGACCAUCUAUUGGACACGAUGGGACUGAAGCUGGGCCCGGCACUCAAGAUACGAUCACAGGUCUCGAGCCGGCUAGGCAGCAUGCUCUACAUGAUGAGCCUCCCACUCUCCGCAGCCGCCGCCCUACAGGCCACAUCUGAGAAGGCAGGAGGAGACAGAUCGUCAGAGAUCAGCUCCCCUGUAUACUGUAACAGUGUGGAGAUGAUGGGCAGCCCCUGCACCAGAGACCCAGAAGGACGGAAACCCACAGACCCCCUCCCAGAGACUGACAACCCCUCUCCCCCCUCGGCCAGCAGUGAAACUGCCUGAGGCAUCAGUGAGGGAGGUACGAGUCCUCGGGCCAGUGACUCAGUUCCAAGUCGACCCCUAGCUCCUACCACAUACUGUACAUAUAGACACAAACCCCCUAAGGACUUAAUGUCGAUCUUUAAGCAUUGGGUGGGUAUAAGUAAUGGAUGCAUCUUGCCCUCUGAUUGGCAAGGUGGAAUGUUAAUUUCAUCUGUCCAAUCCUUGCAAACAGUCAGAAGUGCAUAGGUAGUAGGAAGUAGGGGUCAAUUUGGAAUUCAGCAAGUGUUUCAGCCCUAAGAGCUGUUUUUAAGCUGCUUACCAUUUCCAUCAGGCUAUUGUGUUCAAAUCAAAUUGUAUUUGUUACGUGCGCCAAAUACAACAGGUAUUACAGUGAAAUGCUUACUUACAAGCCCUUAACCAACAAUGCAGUUUUUAGAAAAUACCUAUAAAAACCAGUAAGAAUAAGAAUAACAGAUAAUUAAAGAGCAGCAGUAAAUAACAAUAGCAGGGUUAUAUACAGGGGGUACCGGUACAGAGUCAAUGUCAAU